UAGUUGAGGUUUCUUGGAAUGGCUGGUUACAUUUUCUAUGCAGAAUCACACGUAGGCACCUCCGCGUAUAAUUUUGCUUUCUUUGGAUGUACACUGACUUCUGUUUUAAAGAGGAAAAAAUGAUACAGUAACAGAAAGAUGUGGUGCUAGUGGUAGCAUUACUACUUUACAGCAAUUUGUGUGGUUUUCUGUUUUUAAACGUAUUUCACCUUCUCACUUGAGUGUUAGCAAAGUGCCUGCCUGUCUGAUUCUCAAGAGGCCGGUAAGUUGAGUAAAAAUGUUCAAACCAAACUGUGGCCUAUAUUGGGCUUACAUCAGUAAGUUUCUGGGACAAAUAAUCAACUGUAUUUUAAGAACAACAAAAAACGAAAGCCUGGAAUUCUAUAAGCAGUAAUGUGGAGUCACGGAGUGGCUGCUGAAAGGAGCGCUUUUGAUUUUAUGUUGAGCUUUGUGAGAAUGAGAUUGUUUGCACCUGAGGAAAAGCAGAACAGUCUGCUUGCAGGUGAGCAGACAUAAAGGAAAAUGAGCACAACACAACCACCAGCAGGUACCACCAGGGGUGGUGAUUGGAGUGUAAGAGCCACCGCAGUCUAUUUUAUACAUCCUGAAGUGGGAGCUGGGGGAGGGAGGUGGCACAGGAGAAGUGUGACAGUGCAAUAAUCGGACAUUGCAGAGCUGAUCCAGGCCCCCUGCAGCAGGGCUGGUCCCCUGAAAGCAACAAGGGCACUGUGUGUGCUUUCUGUUCCUUCCUCUCAUCCUUUAAUUCCUGUUUUUGAGCCGUGAAUGAAGGGUCUCAGCUCGUGGGGUCCCGCAGGAAGCCUGUGUAAGGUUUUAGAGAGGAUAUUCGAGAUGCUUCUUUGGAAUUCUCACUUCUGCUCCAUAGGCAGCUUUUACAAUCAAAACUUGCAGCAGCUGUGCUAAGCUGAGCUUUAUGAGGAAGCAGAGUGCCCUUUUAGGAGGGUGACGUUCGUUCUGAUUUUAUAUCCCUCUGUCAUUUUAUAGCCAAAAGAGAGAGAAAAGUCGUACGAAAGUCACCGCGAAACGCGCCCGAGCUGCCCCGCAUCCGCCGCGCUGCCUCCCGCCAUCUUUGCCCCCCACAACGCCGCCAGCCGGGCGGCCCCGAGCAGCCGUUAACGGUCGGGGAGAGGAGGCGCGCGGCCGUCCCGCCCCCACUGCCAACGGCCGGUGACGGUCUGAAGCGCCGCCUCAGCGCUUCUGAAGCCGUGAGGCGGGCGGCACCUUCUGUCGUGCUCCGGCCUCCCGCGGCGGCCAUGGACCGCGCCGCCAUGCUGUUGUCGCCGCUGCUGCUGCUGAUGGCGGCGGGGGGGGCGGGCGCGGGCGGCCCCGAGGUGCACAGCCUGCGUGGUAGCUGGCGGCUGGGCAACGGGAACGGCUCACUGUCGCUCCGAGGGGAGGUGCCGGGUUGCGUGCAUACCGCCCUGCACCGCCGAGGCCUCAUCCAGGAUCCAUACAAUAGAUUUAAUGAUGUGAUGUACAGGUGGAUCUCACUGGAUAACUGGACUUACAGCAAGACAUUCAAAACUCCUUUUGAUGUCAGAAAGUGGCAGAAAGUGAAUCUGGUUUUUGAGGGAGUAGAUACAGUAGCACACAUCCUGCUCAACAAUGUCACUCUUGGGAGAACAAACAACAUGUUCAAACGAUACAGCUUUGAUAUUACCAGCAUGAUCAAGGAGGUCAAUUUUAUUCAAGUCCAUUUCAUAUCAGCCAUUUCAUAUGCUGCAGAGCAGAGCAGAUGUCACAAAGCAUACAGCGUCCCCCCAGCGUGCCCUCCACCUGUGCAGAAAGGCGAGUGCCAUGCUAAUUUCAUCAGAAAGGAGCAGUGUUCAUUUAGUUGGGACUGGGGCCCUUCUUUUCCCACUCAAGGAAUCUGGAAAGAUGUGAGGAUUGAGGCCUAUAACCAUUAUCAUUUGAUUUACUUUUCUUUAACUCCUUUCUUUGUGAGUAGAGCUCAGCAGUGGAGUCUCGAAAUUGAGUCCAUCUUUAAUGUAGUCGGCUCCAAGCCAAUUGCAGGUCUUGCAACUGUGAACAUUCCCAAACUGCAAACACAGCAAACAUACAGUGUGAAGCUGCAACCUGGUGAAGGCAGUAUUGUGCUGCUUGUAAACAUCAGCAAGAACUCUACAGUAGAAGCUUGGUGGCCAAAUGGACAUGGAAAACAAAUUGGAUACAAUGUGACGACAACCUUCAUCAUGGAAGGAGGAUACCAGAUUGAGAAAAUUUCAAAAGCCUAUUUUCGGACAGUAGAACUUGUUCAGGAGCCUAUUCCUGGGUCUCCAGGUCUGAGUUUCUACUUCAAAAUCAAUGGCCAACCCAUUUUCAUGAAGGGCUCAAAUUGGAUUCCAGCAGAUUCUUUCCAGGAUAGAGUGACCUAUGACACAUUAUGGCUACUCUUGAAGUCUGCAGCAGAUGCUAACAUGAAUGCACUCAGGAUUUGGGGAGGAGGAAUAUAUGAACAAGAUGAUUUCUACGACAUUUGCGAUGAACUGGGAAUAAUGAUCUGGCAGGAUUUUAUGUUCGCAUGUGCCCUGUAUCCAACAGACCAGGAUUACUUGGAAUCAGUAAGAGCAGAAGUUUCUCAUCAGGUAAGGCGGUUAAAAUCCCAUCCAUCGGUUGUUCUGUGGAGUGGUAACAAUGAAAAUGAAGCAGCAAUUGCAAGUAACUGGUUCUCCAUACCACAUGCUGACAGAGAAGUCUAUAUCAGAGAUUACGUGAUGCUUUAUGUGAAGAACAUCAGAGAAAUAGUUCUUGCUGAAGAUAAAAGUCGUCCUUUUGUUGUAUCCAGUCCUACCAAUGGUUUGGAGUCAAUUAAAGAGGGCUGGCUCGCUGAAAAUCCUUACGACACGCAUUAUGGUGACACUCACUUUUAUGACUACAGCAGUGACUGCUGGAACUGGUCAGUGUAUCCUAGAACUCGUUUUGCUUCAGAAUAUGGAUUUCAAUCCUGGCCAUCUUUCAGUACGCUGGAAAAGGUUUCCUCUGCUGAGGACUGGUCAUACACGAGCAAUUUCUCUCUCCAUCGACAACACCAUGAAAAUGGCAAUGACCAAAUGCUUCAACAGAUUGGAUAUCAUUUCAAGCUUCCCCUGAGCACAGAUCCCAUAAAAAAGUUUAAAGAUAUGAUUUACCUCACUCAGGUGAUGCAGGCUCAGUGUGUUAAGACAGAAACUGAAUUCUAUCGUUCUAGUCGAAGUGAAAUAAUCAAGGGAGAAGGACACACAAUGGGCUCUCUGUAUUGGCAACUCAAUGACAUCUGGCAGGCACCUUCAUGGUCUUCCUUGGAGUAUGGUGGAAAGUGGAAACUGCUCCAUUAUUUUGCCCAAAACUUCUUUUCCCCACUGCUGCCUGUGGCCUAUGAAGAUAACGGUGUGUUGCAUAUCUAUGGUAUCUCAGAUUUUCACACAGACCACAAGCUGACUUUGAAGGUCAUUGUGAACUCCUGGAGUUCUCUGGAGCCAGUAUGCACUCUUGCCAAAGAUGGUGUGAUUGUUAAAGCACAAAGUGCAUUUUCUAUCUACAAGGAGUCCAUAAAUGCCUUGCUGGAAAGAUGCAGAAAUUGCACCAGGAAGAGCUGCGUUGUUUCUUUUUACCUUGUGGGAGAAGAUGGACUCCAGAGUCCAAUGAAUCAUCACUUCCUUUCAUCCCUGAAGGAUGCUGUAGGAUUGGAAAAGACUCAACUUAGUGCCACUGUAUCACAACAAGAUGAUGUUUAUAUAUUUGAUCUUCAGACUACUGCAAUUGCUCCUUUUGUUACUUUGGAUGUAGGGAGUAUAAAGGGUAGGUUUAGUGAUAAUGGUUUCCUCAUGAUGGAAAAGAAGAAGGUGGUUAUUUUUUAUCCUUGGGAGCCUACCAGUGUUGAAGAACUAGAAAAGUCGUCCACCUUGACAUCUUUGAUGGACGUUGCCUGAUGAUUUUGUUCUAGAUGACAAAACAGGGAGAGGAAGAACUGGGAAGAAUUUGACUGCAGUUGAGGUGACCUACGAGAUGAGAUGACUGAAUGUUUUGUUUUGUCAUGUGUGAAUUUUAACUGCUGGUUCAAUGUAAAGAUAGCAAUAACACAGCUUGCUUAUAAUAUAUGUGGUGCAUUGAA
Lagopus muta (rock ptarmigan) is the source of this 4108-nucleotide messenger RNA. It is a transcript of the gene MANBA, whose product is annotated as mannosidase beta. Gene Ontology annotation, biological process: carbohydrate metabolic process; glycoprotein catabolic process. Lineage: Eukaryota; Metazoa; Chordata; Aves; Galliformes; Phasianidae. Gene Ontology annotation, molecular function: beta-mannosidase activity. The record is from RefSeq and is a predicted model, not a curated record. The coding region runs from base 1272 to 3926 and encodes 884 amino acids. The transcript has 17 exons.